This is a messenger RNA of Trichoderma reesei QM6a, 1664 nucleotides long. RefSeq lists its product as uncharacterized. Lineage: Eukaryota; Fungi; Ascomycota; Sordariomycetes; Hypocreales; Hypocreaceae. The transcript has 3 exons. The record is from RefSeq and is a predicted model, not a curated record. Bases 240 to 1433 code for a protein of 397 amino acids.
UCUUGCUUGCUCUUGACUGGCGUUUCCCCCCUUUCCCUCUCUUGUGCUGUCGACAAGAUCUCCGUACUAGUUCAGCUGAACCGUUGCUCUCUUCCUCUCUUGUCCAUCCCUAUAUACUGUAUACGUUUCGAACAUAUACCAGAAAACAUAGGAAAGAAAACUCUGUACCAUCAUUGUCUGUCUUUAUAUCUCCAAAUCACUUAUACAAACACCACCAUCCCAUCACAACCACCGCACCAAUGCAUCACAAACCAACAACAAGCCUCUUCCUCCUCCUCCUCGGCGCCGCUGCUGCCAGAGCCGACAACAGCAACAAGCCAACCCCCAGAUCCGGCCCCGACGAAUCAUGGGCAUCGCCGGCAAAAGAGACCGUCGCCAUCACGGGCCAUGCAUUCGAACAGCAGCUCGCCCAGGGCUGGUCCCCGCGGCCGACGGAGGCGCCCAAGCCGCUGAUGGGACGCAUGAUGGUGCCGCGGGCAGAUGACUUUACCCUGGGACCGCAGACGUGCGGCUUCAUUCCGGGAUCUGCUGGGAGGUCGCUCACUUGUGUAAAUUCCGCCCACACAUGCGCCGUUAUCCAGGACUAUGUCGGCUGCUGCGAAAUUAACGGCGAAUGUAACCAAAUCCAAACGACGUGCAUAGACUACAACGCCUCCCUGGACGGCGCCUGCGACCUUCCCUCCAACUACCACACACUCUGCUGUGACACAUCUUCUCUCCCCAACUGCUACACAUGGGUCAUCUCUACAUCCGCCUCAAGCGAUGACGCAGUCGGUUUGCACACCAUCCUCGCCUGUUCCCCGCGAGUAGGCCGAGGAACUCUCUUGACUGUCGACCCAGGCUGGUCCUCGACGCACAAGUUCGACCCCACGACCACAAGGUCCUCGAAGUCAUCAUCCACGACGUCGACGACUUCGACCCAUACAGCUUCGCACAAGAGCAGCAGCACGCCUGUCGCCGCCAUCGCGGGGGGAGUCGUCGGAGGCGUAGCCGCGCUCGGGCUCGUCGGCCUGGCGGCAUUCCUCUUCAUCCGUCGUCGACAUAGACCACAGGAUGCUCCUCCCAACGCAACCCUAGGCGGAAACCCUCCUCAAGACCAGACCCCUCCUGCCCCUGGCGGAGGCGGAGCUGUGUAUCCCGCGGGCGUGCCGGCUGCAUAUGCCCCCGUGCAGAUGCAGCAGCAGGGUUAUGACGCGCAGCACAUGAACCAGUAUGGACAGCAGGGCGGCGUCUAUCCGCAGCAAUACCAGGGGCAGUAUCCGCCACACCACCAGCAGCAGUAUACUUAUCCUGCGGGGGUGAAUGGUUCAGCGCCGGGCGUGUUCAAGCAGGGUGAUUUGUCGCCGCAGCAGCAGCAUUCGCCGCAUCCGACGGAGUUGGCGGCCACGGCUGCUGUUGGGGCGGAGACGAACAGGGCGGAGCUGUCCAACUAGAGGGAGAUGUAGAACUGCGAUAUUAGGGUCGAGGACUGUUGGAUAUGAUGUUUGUAUCAUGAUAUUGGUUGGAGCUAUGUAGGUCAAUGUCAGUCUUGUUCGGUAGAGCUCUUGGGUAAACAGCUUGAGAUGGAGUCAUGAAAGGGUAUGGAACAUAACGAGGGGCGCCUUUGUUUGUUCUCAAGGCGCAGGGUAUAUAAUUGAUGUAUUAACAUUGAGAAUGUACGAUCA